Messenger RNA from Durusdinium trenchii, 2112 nucleotides. The record is from the annotation of a GenBank genome assembly. Lineage: Eukaryota; Dinophyceae; Suessiales; Symbiodiniaceae.
AUGGAGCUUCGAGCACAGGAGCUUUCGAGCAUCGCUUGGAGCUUUGCGAACUUACGACCUCAGCAGGAUCAGCUGGUCGAAGCUAUCUCUGGCGCUUGCCUGGCGCGGAUGAAGCAGAUGGACGCGCAGGGCACUUGCAACGUUGCAUGGGCUUUUGCCACGUUUUCACCUCCAAACGCGCCGCUGCUCUACGCCUUGGCCGAGCGCGUGGGCGAAGCACCGAAGCUCAAUGCGCUGGACCUCACGAACCUUGCCUGGUGCUUUGGCGUCUUAGACUUGCCCAAGGAGCACCAGGGCUGGACGUCGAUCUCAGGUGCUGCAGAGGAUUUGAUCAACACCUUCACCCAGUCCUUAGCUCGAACCGCUGGGAAGGGCAACAUCGACCGUCAGUUCAUGCGAUCCCUGCGCGAUGAGAUGCUUUCGGUGGUCCAUGCAUUUGCCAAUUUCAGUCAUUUGACCGACGCCGUGUACCGCGCGGCGCUGCGGAGCCUCACCACGGCGGCCCAGGUUCUUGAAGGCGACACUGCAGGCAAGCCGCUGGUCAUCGAAGCACUCAGAAGCGGCCCCUCGAUCUUGUUGCAACAAGGUGACCUCUACGUGCUCCAGAAGCCCCCGGGCUGGAACGUCUCCGUGGGCUACGACGAGAUCGACACGCCCAAGGUAGCGACAUUUACCAGAGGACAACAUGUGCAAGAUUGGCUCCUGCGCUCUGCGAGCGACCUGCCGGUGGUACAGGAUGCAGCGGCGCAGCACGGUAUUCUGCACCGUCUGGAUGUGAACACCUCAGGAGUGCUACUCUGUUCAAAGACCUACCUAGGCUACUUCUUGGCACAGCUGCAGUUCGUGGCGCGCAAGGUCCAGAAGUAUUACGUGUGCUUGUGCACCAGACACCUGUCGGCACCUCGGAUGUUGCAGCACCCGCUGCUGGAGGGCGAGGGUGAUGCGCACGUGACCAGCAUCAGCAAGAGAGGUCGCUUGAGCCGCACGGAGCUUCUCUCGGCGGUGCACUUGUGGCAUCCACAAUUGGGACCUGUGAGCCUCGUCCAGAUCUUGCUGCACACGGGCCGGCGGCAUCAGAUCCGCGCGCACUUGGCCUACGAAGGACAUCCCUUGGUCGGUGAUGCCACCUACGGUGGUCCAGAGGGCCUUGAUUGGUGUCCCCGGACCUUCCUCCAUGCCUCCAGGCUGAUUCUUGACGCGGAGUUGGCCGGUGGACGGUUGGACGCCAGCUGCCCGUUGCCGGAGGACCUGAAGGCGGCCCUCAAAGGGCUCCAGGCAGUGGACCCCCGAGCGCGAGCGGCGCAGUUGUCUGCUGCGCAGCUUUCUGCGGCGCAGACUGGCGCGGCGAGGACCAAAAAAGACCACCGACCGGAAAGGAGUCCAAAACUCCUCAUGUGGGCAUGGUUUUCUCUGUCAGCCAGGAAGGUGCUAUCUCUUGGAGGAAAUGCCCUAAACAAAAUCAUACAAAACCCAUUGGCCACUAACCAGCACUUCCCCAAAUCGACUGGCCAAGUCACUGAGAGGAACAGGCUUCGCCUUCCAAGGAGAUCAUGUUCCUUGACCCUGUCGACCCUCCGAGCACUCCCCGGUGAUGGGCGUCCUUCGUUUGCUUCGCUUGAAGCUCUACAAGCUGAGGUGCAGCGCCUGCGAGCAGAGUUGAAGGUCUGGCAAAGUACCGAAGGAGGGUCGCCACUGGCAGCGCAAAGCCACUGGAAGGCUGAGAGGGAUGAGCUCUCUCGGAAGCUCAAAGAGCAGUUAGACAAGGCGUCGGUUUUGGCCGAAGCCUCGCGGCAGGCAGAGCCAGAGGAGGAGGUCCAACGGUUGGAAGAUGAGGUGGCGCACCUGCGAGCUGCGCAGCAACGUGCGCAAGAGCAACACCGGCGAGUACAAGAGGCAGAGUCGCAGACGCAGGAGGAGUUCCAGCUUUUGCGGAGAAGACUCGAGGUGGAGCGUGAGCUGACAGCUGCCCAGGAGGCUCAACUGGGCAGCCUUCGAGAGACCAUCGCUGCGGUGAGGCAGCAGGUGCUCCAAGCGACGCGGGAGAACACCGAACUGCGGAGCACGUUGGCCAGUCAACAAGAGAUCUUGCGACAGCUGCGGUCAGCUCCCUGA